Molecule: messenger RNA, 2759 nt
Organism: Populus nigra (black poplar)
Lineage: Eukaryota; Viridiplantae; Streptophyta; Magnoliopsida; Malpighiales; Salicaceae
Product: homeobox-leucine zipper protein MERISTEM L1-like
Exons: 11
Coding region: 108-2270 (720 amino acids)
Biological process (GO): regulation of DNA-templated transcription
Molecular function (GO): DNA-binding transcription factor activity, RNA polymerase II-specific; DNA binding; lipid binding
Source: RefSeq, a predicted model, not a curated record
CCAAGGAGUUCAUUUUUUAUUUACUUAUCUAUGAUUUUAUUUUUGACAGAUUGCAAGUACAGCUUAGCUUGAACUCUUAAGGAUUUAUAAAAACGUUCCAACCAAACAUGUUCGAUAGCCACCAUAUGCUUGAUAUGACUCCCAAAAGCUCUGAAAAUGACUUGAGCAAGCUCAAAGAUGAUGACUAUGAGACCAAAUCCGGCACCGAAACUAUGGAAGCUCCCUCCGGUGAUGAUCAGGAUCCCAGCGGCCAACGCCCCAAAAAGAAGCGUUAUCAUCGCCAUACGCAGCGUCAAAUCCAAGAAAUGGAAGCUUUCUUCCAGGAAUGCCCUCAUCCGGACGACAAGCAGCGGAAGGAGCUCAGCCGCGAGCUAGGGCUGGAACCAUUGCAAGUAAAAUUUUGGUUCCAAAACAAGCGUACUCAAAUGAAGGCGCAACAUGAACGCAGUGAGAAUUCAAUUCUCAAGGCUGAGAAUGAAAAGCUUCGUAUGGAGAACAAUAGGUACAAGGAUGCCCUAAGCAGUGCCUCAUGCCCUAACUGUGGUGGUCCAGCUGCUCUUGGUGAGAUGUCUUUUGAUGAGCAGCAUUUGAGGAUUGAGAAUGCUCGUCUUAGAGAAGAGAUUGACAGGAUAUCUGGAAUUGCCGCCAAGUAUGUUGGCAAGCCUUUGUCUUCUCUUUCCAACCUUUCUCAUCAUUUACCAUCCCGAUCUCUUGAUCUCGGAGUUAGCAAUUAUGGGGCACAUUCGGGCUUCGUAGGGGAGAUGUUUGGAGCUACUGCUCUCCUUGGAGCAGUUACUGGACCUACUGAGGCAGACAAACCAAUGAUAGUUGAAGUCGCGGUUGCGGCAAUGGAGGAACUAAUGAGAAUGGCUCAGGCUGGAGAACCCUUGUGGAUUCAAGGAGAGAACAAUACCGAGGUUCUCAAUGAAGAGGAAUAUUUGAGAACUUUCACUAGGGGAAUUGGACCAAGACCUUUAGGAAUGAGAUCUGAAGCUUCAAGGGAAUCCGCAGUUGUUAUCAUGAGUCAUGUUAAUCUUGUUGAAAUUCUCAUGGAUGCGAAUCAAUGGUCAACUAUUUUCUGUGGUAUUGUAUCAAGAGCAAUGACCCUGGAAGUCCUAUCAACAGGAGUGGCAGGGAACUAUAAUGGAGCAUUGCAAGUGAUGACAGCUGAGUUCCAGGUCCCUUCCCCACUUGUUCCUACUAGAGAAAAUUACUUUGUGAGGUACUGUAAACAGCAUACCGAUGGGACUUGGGCAGUGGUAGACGUUUCUUUGGACAGUUUAUGCCCUAGUCUGAUGUCUAAAUGUAGAAGAAGGUCAUCAGGUUGCUUGAUCCAAGAAUUGCCAAAUGGUUAUUCCAAGGUCGUUUGGGUUGAGCACACUGAAGUGGACGACAGGUCUGUUCACAAUAUAUACAGACCCCUGGUUAAUUCUGGUCUUGCUUUUGGAGCAAAGCGUUGGGUGGGAACAUUAGAUCGACAAUGCGAACGUCUUGCAAGUUCAAUGGCCAUUAACAUUCCAACUGGAGAUCUAUGUGUGAUAACAACCCCUGAAGGGAGGAAAAGUAUUCUGAAGCUGGCUGAGAGAAUGGUGAUGAGCUUUUGCACUGGAGUUGGUGCUUCUACUGCACAUACUUGGACAACAUUGUCUGCAACGGGUUCUGAUGAUGUGAGAGUAAUGACUCGAAAGAGUAUGGAUGAUCCAGGCAGGCCUCCAGGUAUUGUGCUCAGCGCAGCGACUUCCUUCUGGAUUCCUGUUCCAUCCAAGAAGGUGUUUGAUUUCCUUAAGGAUGAGAACCAUCGAAGUGAGUGGGAUAUCCUUUCAAAUGGUGGCCAGGUUCAAGAAAUGGCUCAUAUUGCUAAUGGACGUGAUCCCGGAAACUGUGUCUCAUUGCUCCGUGUCAAUAGUACAAAUUCAAGCCAGAGCAACAUGCUGAUCUUACAAGAGAGCUGCACUGAUUCUACAGGCUCAUAUGUGAUUUAUGCACCAGUGGACAUUUCGGCCAUGAAUAUAGUCCUAAGUGGUGGAGACCCAGAUUAUGUUGCUCUGCUUCCAUCAGGUUUUGCUAUUCUCCCUGAUGGACCAGGAUAUGGCCCUGCAGGAAUUCUUGAUGUCGGGUCUGGAGGCUCUCUGUUGACUGUUGCAUUUCAGAUACUAGUGGAUUCAGUCCCAUCAGUGAAACUUUCGCUUGGAUCAGUAGCAACUGUAAACAGUCUAAUUAAGUGCACAGUUGAAAGGAUUAAGGCUGCAGUAAUGUGUGACAAUCCUUGAAUAAAAGGCCUCACAUAAGAGGAAAAAGAGUUAGGAUGCAAGACAUGGAGCUAGGAAGAAAGAUUAAGUUUGCUUUUAAUCAUAUUUAAGUCAAGAACACACCUCCGAUCAUCCUUGCCUGGUGGUGUUUGUCAAGGCAGUUAGCUAGUAGUGAAAGGGCAUUUUCACCACCCUGCAAGGGUUAUAGGUUAGGUAGGGUAUUGACUUUGCCUGACAAAGAUGAAAGUGAACUCAGAACUUGGUAAAAAUGCUAGAAAAUCUCGCUUUCAUCUUUCGUUUUAUCUUUAGAGUUAAUUAUGGCUAGUAUUCCUGAAGGUGCAAGUUAUUUUGUAAUUGUCUAGAGAUCUGCUCCGGCUUUUGCAUAUCUGUUGUUGAGGAAACGUUAGAAGACUGUAGACUACUUGGCUUUCUCAUUAACAAACAUUAGUUUCACUUUGUGUUGAAUUUCUCAAUAACUUCUGAAUGAAUAGUCACUCUUUCUGUUUGAAA